CAGUAACUAUGUUUGCGCCGUAGGAACACAACGCGCGCGUAUUUUUAAUCUGUUUCUUUUAUCACGGUAUUUCGCGCCAACUGUUACAGUUCGAAUCAACGCUAAUAAUUAUUGUGAUAUAAAAACAUCUGUGUUAUGUGGACUGUAUAGUAAAUAAAUAAUUGUAUAGGUGUGGUUAUUAAUAUUAAUUAAAAUGUCAGAAGAAAAAAGCGACUCCGCGCCUUUCGUAAAAAAUGGUGUCAAACCCGUGGUUACAAAGAUGUCCUUCCCAGAAAAAGCUGAAAAGCCGGGCAAGGAAGGCAGAGGAAAGGCGUUCAAACAAGUUAUUGCUUCGUUGAUAGCAAAUAUAGGCACAAUUAACACGGGCAUGGCUUUUGGUUUUUCGGCGAUGGCUUUACCACAGCUCAAGAGUGCGGACUCCUUGAUACAAAUAACCGAAAACGAAGCAAGUUGGAUAGCUAGUUUGAGUUCAGUGGGAACACCAAUAGGAUGCAUACUGAGUGGAUAUUUGAUGGACAACAUUGGACGAAGACGAACCCUCAUUCUCACAGAGGUGCCGCUAAUACUGGGAUGGCUCUUAAUAUCGGCUGCGCAAAAUGUUCCUAUGAUUUACGUCGGUCGCUUGCUGAUCGGCUUAGGCUCCGGCAUGGUGGGUGCACCAGCGAGGGUGUACACCUGCGAGGUGUCUCAGCCGCAUCUCAGAGGCAUGCUUGGCGCCAUGGCUUCCGUUGGCGUUUCUACUGGUGUGUUAAUUCAGUAUGUGAUAGGCAGCGCAACGUCGUGGGACAUACUUGCAGGGAUCAGUGCAAUAAUCCCCAUGGUAUCGCUCCUGGGGAUGCUGAUAUUGCCAGAGACGCCUAACUACCUUCUCUCGCACGACAAGAGGGAGAAAGCAGAGAAAUCUCUUUCAAAGCUCAGGGGAUCUACGUGUAACUUAAAUGAUGAAAUACAGAAGAUGAUUACAUUUAAAGAGAAGAAUCAUGUUGAACCAUUGAAGUCGCCCCGAGAAAUAUUUAAGGCCUUGAUAUCUCCGUCCACAUUAAAACCGUUCAGUAUUUUAGCGCUCUACUUCUUCAUCUACCAAUGGUGUGGAGUUAAUACCAUCACUUUUUAUGCCGUUGAAGUUUUUGAGGCGUCCGGUGCAUCGUUGGAUAAGUAUUUCUUAACAAUAUCAAUGGGGGUCCUGCGUGUAAUAUUCACCGUGGUUGGUUGUGUACUUUGUCGGCGAUGUGGAAGGCGUCCUCUCACCUUCGUCUCAGCUCUUGGUUGCGGUUCCACCAUGGUAGUACUAGCGACGUACCUCUAUUACGUGCAGUAUUGGAAAGCUAACAACCUGCCGCCCCAGUAUUCCUGGAUACCUGUCGCCAGUAUAUACCUGUUCAUGAUAUUCUGUACCUUGGGCUACCUCAUCGUGCCCUGGAUCAUGAUCGGAGAAGUCUAUCCAACUCAGGUGCGAGGUAUAGUGGGUGGUUUGACCACCUGUGCAGCUCACCUGUCCAUAUUCUCUGUGGUCAAGACCUUCCCCUAUCUCAAGCACUCACUGAACGACUACGGCACUUUCGGACUUUAUGGUGCCAUGUCAUUAGCUGGUACUGUGUUCUUUUACAUAUUUUUACCGGAAACCAAGGGCCGAACACUUCAAGAGAUAGAAGACUACUUCUGUGGUAGAAUUAAAUCUCUGUCUAAGAAGAACGUACAAACGGAAGUUGCGUAGAGAUUUAAAUAUGACCGAGAGGUUACUAAGCGUCUACAUGAGAAAAGGAGCGACACGGGAAACAUAACACUGAACCUUAGAAUUUAAAAACGAUCUAUUCGUUGUUAAGCCGUGUUAAUUUUUAAUUAUAGACUGCUUGAUAGAUAUUAAAUGAAGUUAGAAUACCACGCAAUAUUUAAAAUAGCUGAAGUUUUUAAUUAAACUCGCUUCAAAGGGCUGAUUGUAAAAGGAACCUGCGCCGAUGUGGUCCCGGAUGGACGCUGGUAAAAAUUUAAUUUAUAUUUUAGCUGUGAUGAGAUUUUUAAUGGAGACAUCCUAAAGGACAUAUAGAUUGUUGUGGAUAAAAGUAUGCAAAUUUAAUACAGCUUUAUGCAAGCAAUCUUAUAAGCUGUUUCCUCACCAUCGAACUACACUACUGAAGCUUAAAUAUAAUUCUAUCCUACCAUCUGAAUAACCCUGUGAUCCUGGAAAAGUCCCGGCGGGGAUGGACUUCUAAAAGGUGAGCUAUAAGCUCGGUUGAUAUUAAAUUUUCUAACUUCAGAAAUUAUAGUUCGUCGUUAUGUUUUCUUGAGCCUAAGUUCUUACUGAGUAUACUUUCAAACUAGUUUCAAUUCAACCAGAAAUUUUAAAGCUCAAUUUAGUCAGAUGUUUAAUUAAUACAUAUCAAUAAAUUCAUAUUGAAUUGCCGGCCCGAUACCAUUUCAAUUCAAUUUACCUUGUAGAUAUCCUUAACAGAAAGUCGUAUAAAGGGAUAUUUUCAACGUAAUCAACCUAAACAGAAUAAUAUUCAUAUAGUCACAAAACAAUUGUUGUUUAUUUUGUAAGUAGUUCGUUUAUGUACAGAGAUUAUUUAGUUAAAUAAUAGUUUCAAUAAAACGUUAAUCAUUCAGCAAAAUAAAAUGUUAGAAUUUAAAUCCAAAUAAAACUUGACCAAAUCGUCUCAAGAUGAAAUGUUUAUGUAUUGUUUGUCUCUCCGUAAUAGCCUAAACACAUGGUCAAAUUUGGUCAGACCAUCUGAGGCGGUCCGGUAGUAGACCAUUUUGAAUGGUAUAUCGCACAAAUACAAUUAAUAUUAUUACCACCCAGACUGUACCGAGUAUAAGACCGGACCAUAUGCUUAUGCUAUAAGACAGACGAAGGCAACUUGAUAAGCUCGUAAACAGAUAACAGACCUAUUUUCAUAAUGUUUGCUAAUUCAGUAGUGCAAUUAUAUAAUUAAAGAUAAUAUAGGUAUAUACCUAUAUUAUCUUUGUAAGUACCGAUUUAUAGUUGAGCCGUUACAUAUACUUUCUUAACAAUGUUAAAAAAAAAUAUAAUCUAUAUGAUUUAACGCUGAGUACAAAUUGAACUUCAAACUGAAUGUAUCCUAGCAAAUGUUUAUUCAACUACUUAUAUGUUCCAAUCGUGGAGCAGAGAGAGAUUUCGGAAAACGACCUUUAUUACCUGUCCUUGUCGCUUAAAUACUCUAAUUAUCAUUCUAUCCCACUCACACUUUCACCCAAAUGUGACAGUGUACGAAUUUCUUUGUACUCAGCGUCCGUAGCAUGAAUUGAUUGUGAAGGAUAGAUCUAACAUCAUCUGUAUGGUAAGAAUUAGUAUCAGAAUGAGCUAAUUUUGCUAGUAACUUAUUCGUAAUAAUGUAAAGUGAGCUGAGAAUUAUCAAUAAAGUAUUAUUAUUUAUGUCCGUCCGUCCUGAUUUUGUCAAAUCUGAGACUAAGGCUGAAAUAUACAGAGCGUACUCAGACUUUGCUCAGAAUUUACUUACGUAAAACGUAGCCUAUUUUUAUAUUCAUUUGACAGUUGAAAUUAUUCUGUGCUUAAGCUAAGACGGCACAAUACAAAAGUCAAAUUCGCAUUUUAUCAAACUCAGCUAUGUUAUACGUAAGUAAAGUCUGAGCAAAUUAUAAGUACGCUCUAUAGAUGUCAGACUUAAUAUCUGACGUCUCCAGGUCACGAACCCUAUCGUCAGAGUCGCUCAGAACUUCUUGUAAUGUAAUUACAUUGUAAUGGUCAGGGCCUAUCUUUAUCAUCAGGUGGCAGUCUUGCUUAACUCUUCACUUUUUAAAUAAAACACUUUUAAAGUAAUUGUAACUGUUUUUUGCAUUAGAUUUUUGCGUAAAGACCUUUCCAGAUGUCGUUUUCAGGGGGACUGGAGUUGAAAUUAGUGCUAUUUGCUGUAGACAGAUGGUUUUUGGCAAAAUUAACUGAGUGUCCUCUUUUUAGUAUGUGUAGUAUUGGGUUUAAUUUAGAUUUAGAGAUUAUUUAAAAUGUAACUUUUACGCAAAAAUCUAAUGUAAAAACAGAGUUAAAAUUACAACUAUUUUAAUCCUUUAAGAUUACACUAAUCAAGGAAAAUACUAUCGUCACUUUUUAUCAUAAAAAAAAAUAAUAAUAAAAGCCUAUGUAUUUAUUAAUAUGAAAGAAAAUUAUUUAGGGAUGUUCCUAGAUCGAUACAACCUUAUCCCACAGUAUUUCAUCAACAAGUAUAAUGUUUAUGAAUGUAAUGUACCUUUUAAAUAAACGUGGUAUAAAGUUAUACCUUAUAAUAAACCAAGACUAUGCAAAAUUUUGGCUAUAUCGCUGGAAACACUAUCAAUACUUCUGAAGUUUUCUGAAUGUUAAGCAGUCUUGCAAAUAAACGCGGGAAACGUUAUACGUCCGAAUAAACCAACCGUAAGCAAAUUUUGAAAACAUUUGGUUUAUUCCAUAGUAUAACUUUAUACAAAUUUUAGUAAUUGUCAGGCCGUUAGAGUUUACAUAUUAGCGAUAUGAUGAAAUCAGGACCUAAAUAAUGUAUUCAGUGCCAUGUUUUCAUAUAAACUUAAUAAUAUUUAUUUUAAUGUAGUAAUAGAAAAUUUAUAGAUCCUAUAUGCGUAAUAUUUUAUUAGAUAGUUAAUGCUUUGUGAUUUAGAAAAUAAUACUGCUGUUAUAAUUUUGAUAAAGAAAUAUUUGAAUAUUAAAAAAGCUGUGAUACAAUAAAAACAAAGAUAAUUAAUAAAAAAUGAAAUUAA
This is a messenger RNA of Leptidea sinapis, 4725 nucleotides long. RefSeq names its product facilitated trehalose transporter Tret1-like. The record is from RefSeq and is a predicted model, not a curated record. Bases 194 to 1714 code for a protein of 506 amino acids. Gene Ontology annotation, biological process: carbohydrate transport; transmembrane transport. Gene Ontology annotation, molecular function: sugar transmembrane transporter activity. Gene Ontology annotation, cellular component: membrane. The transcript has 10 exons. Lineage: Eukaryota; Metazoa; Arthropoda; Insecta; Lepidoptera; Pieridae.